Wickerhamiella sorbophila is the source of this 852-nucleotide messenger RNA. RefSeq names its product Chaperone protein DnaJ. Bases 1 to 852 code for a protein of 283 amino acids. The record is from RefSeq and is a predicted model, not a curated record. The transcript has a single exon. Lineage: Eukaryota; Fungi; Ascomycota; Dipodascomycetes; Dipodascales; Trichomonascaceae.
AUGUUCUUGAACGUGGCAUUUGUCGCAUGGACGCCGCUAAAGCAGGUGCUUUCGAACCCCAAUCCGUUUGAUAGCAAACGCGGGGCUUAUUCGCUGUUGAAGGUAUACCCCAGUGCUUCUCAAAAGCUCAUUUCCAAAAGCUACCGCAUCAUUAGCUCCAACACCCAUCCCGACAAGGCUACGGGCGACCAUGAGACGCACGUUUUGAUUUCUACAGCGAAUUCGGUGUUGAAAGACGAGAAACUGAGGUUUAUGUACGACAGAAUUGGAUCUGGGGCGUUGAAGGCGACCGAUUCCACCAUCACGGACUUCCUGACUGCUCAAAUCGUAUCGUUUUCACUAGGGUAUUUGACAAAACUUGGUGCAAUGUUUCCUACACUUUUAUUUACACGGCCCGCCAAGGAAAUCUUUAUGCUUAAUUUUGCCGCGACAGUUUUGGCUGGUGCGGCCCAGACAAUGCUGUUGACAAGAUCUCAAGGACAUGUAUUUGAAAUCCCUAUUUUCCAGUGGCUCAGGCUGGUUGACUUGGCAUUGGGCUCGUUUUUGACUGUCUGCCGCUGGUUUUUGGUUGCGCCAGCCGACCCGGUCACUGUUCAAGCUCACAGAACCGCUCAGUUGGCCAACGAUUAUGCCCUGUUACUAUCCGGAACGGUUCUUCAGACCUCCAGACCGUUUAAACAAGACGCCAAAACCGACGCUAAAGCCAAGGCUGCAUUGAAGUCAAAGAUCCUGGAAACCUACCGACUGGGCGAUCCAAAAACCAUGCAACUGUAUGUGAAUGCGUUCCAGGAACUACAAACCCAGCCUCAAGAUCUCAAUUCGCGGACCGGGAGCGAACCAGAAGAACUCUGA